Beauveria bassiana ARSEF 2860 is the source of this 1353-nucleotide messenger RNA. RefSeq lists its product as uncharacterized. The transcript is spliced from 2 exons. The record is from RefSeq and is a predicted model, not a curated record. Bases 1 to 1353 code for a protein of 450 amino acids. NCBI's taxonomy places the organism in Eukaryota, Fungi, Ascomycota, Sordariomycetes, Hypocreales, Cordycipitaceae.
AUGAUUCAUCUGCCCUCGCUCUACUUUGGCGCCUUUCUCGGCGCGUUUGCCUUUACGCUGCUGGAAAUCUGCAAGCAGACGCGGAGAAUAGUCCAGCGCAGCCGCGCUUGGAGCUGGCAGAAUGGCUAUCUCUACAUGAUUUGGACCGAAAUUCUCGUCAACCUCGUUUUUGCCGUCAUUACGAUUCUAUACUACGAGGAGUUGCUACCGGGCACGUUUGCGUUUUACUUUGGCACAGUCACGCUGUGGGCGCUGCAGACCCAAAUUCUGUCCCAAAUUAUUGCCAAUCGCGUGUCCCUCAUCAUGGUCAAUCGGAAACGGGCCGCGUGGAUGCGCGGGGGCCUCUUUGCGCUCAUUCUCGCCGUCAAUGUCGGCGUGUACAUCAUCUGGAUCCCAGCCCACCUGCCCGACGCCUCGCCGCGACAGAAGCGCCUCAACGACAUUUUUGAAAAGUUUGAAAAGAGCUUCUUCUUGGCCGUGGAUCUGGGACUCAACGGCUUUUUUUUGUAUCUGGUCAGAUUCCGCCUCAUCGCCGGCGGUCUGCCCAAGUACUGGGCCUUGUUCAAGAUGAACAUGGUCCUCAUUAUCCUGUCGACGGCCAUGGAUGCCGCGUUAUUAGGCAUGCUUAGUCUUUCAGACCCUUACGUAUAUGUGCAGUUUGCGCCGCUUGCCUACACAGUCAAGCUCUACAUCGAACUCGUCAUGACUUCCCUCAUCGCCAAGGUCGUCGGCGGCGAGGCUGCCGCCCAUCACAUAGUUGGCGGCUCCUCGGGCUACGCCUCGUUUCAGCCUCCCGCCCCGAUGGGCCACGACCGUUUCGGUGACAAGUACGGCAGCACCAAGAGCAUCUUCGGAGACAAGAGCAUAUUCGGAGAUAAGAGCAUCUUUGGCGACAAAAGCACCUUUGGCGACAAGAGCAUCUUUGGCGACUCAAGUAUUGCGCCGCCGGUAACGCCCAGGGUCGACGCACAGUCGAUCCGUAGCUGCAACACGUCGUAUCACACAGACGUCGAGGGCAGGUACGAGGCACCCGGCGAUGAUGGCUACCUCACCCCGGUGCCUGAGACGAGUAUCAUCAAGACGGUGACAACCACGGUCGUGUCUGAGGACAAGAAUAACCCGCCGCCGCUGCCAAAGAGCAGUGUCGUUGGCAGCAUCAAGAGCCACAAGAGCCGUCUUCGCUCCGGCGCCUACGACGACUGGAUCAACAAUGACCCCGCACCACUACCACCGCCACCAGACAAGGAUGGGUCUACCCCCAUGACUAUCCCCAUGACUAUCCCCAUGACGAGGACCAAGUCGAAAAAGUCAGCACCUCCUCUAACAUCGCGAUUCAACCAAAGGCGGCGCUGA